AUGGAAGCUAUCCAGCUUCAAUGCUAUAGGAGAGCAUGGGGACCAUCAUUGAGAACCCCGAAAUGGUACAAACGUAAAGCAGGUGACUCUUUUGGUUUUGGAGGGAAGCUUGUUUCAUUUCACUCUGCAGAUGCUGUAGCUGGAUCUUCGGAGGUUUAUUUGCAUAAUGUUCUUAUAGAACAAAGUUUGGUGAGUUGCUCUUCUGAAUUUGAAGCUGCAAUACAAAAUUUAGAGAGAUCUUCACUGAGGCUUUUAUGCAAUAAAAAAUCUCAAGAGUCCGAAUCUGAAGAUGAGAGGGAGACUUGGGGCUUCUUGAAGGUUAUGUUUGAAGAUGAUGGAACAGCAAGGACAAAGCUGCUUACCCACCUAGGUUUCAGUCUGCCUGCUGAAGGGGAAAAUGCUGUACAAGAUGAUCUCUCCCAGGAAGUAAGUGCUUUUGAAGAAAGGGUAGCAGAUAAUGAAGGAUAUGUGGAAAGUAAAGAAUCCUCUGUCUAUCCUUUGGAUAAUGGUGAAGAUUUCCUUAACAAUCUUCCCAGUCCUAAAGUUGAUACACCUUCAUCAACUUUGGGUAGUAACUUUGUAUGUGGAGGCUCUGUUCCUAGUGGGGAAGAGAGGCAACGAGAGUUGAAUGGACAAGAGGAGAUUGUUGAUCCAUCAUUUGAUGAUGCCGUUCAACGAGCCUUGGUUGUUGGGGACUACAAGGGGGCAGUUGCACAGUCCGUCGCUGCAAAUAGAAUGGCUGAUGCUUUAGUUAUUGCACAUAUUGGGGGUGGUUCGUUGUUGGAGAGAACAUGUGAUCAAUACCUUAAGAUGAAUCGUUCCUCUUACCUGAAGGUUGUUUUAGCAAUGGUGAACAAUGACGUAAUGAGCCUUGUAAACACAAGGCCCUUGAAGUCCUGGAAAGAAACACUUGCUCUCCUCUGCACCGUAAGUUUUCCACCUUCAGAGGAUGAAGUCAUAAAUAGAUUGAUGAUUGCUGGUAAUACUCUAGCUGCAACUCUUUGUUAUAUAUGUGCUGGAAAUAUUGACAAAACAGUGGAAAUUUGGUCAAAGAGUCUGGCAACUGAAUUCGAAGGGAAAUCUUAUGUUGAUAUUCUUCAACUUGUUGAGAAAUAUGCUGAAAUAUUGGCAAGCCAGGGGCUUUUAACAACAGCAAUGGAAUACUUAAAGCUUAUGGGGACCGAGGAAUUGUCUCCUGAACUUAUGAUCUUACGAGACCGAAUUUUUCUCUCUACAGAACCUGAUAAAGAAGUACCUAAUUCUAUGGCUUUCGAAAACUCUCAACCACAACCAGGAGCUGUAUAUGCUGCUGAUCAAACCAGUUAUGGCACCGUUGAUACCUCUCAAAAUUAUCAGGUGAACUUUGUUCAGCCUCCCGCCACCAUUCAGCCUGCUGUUAAACCAUUCAUUCCUGCAACCCCUCCUCCAUUGCAGAACGCUGGGGAAUUUCAGCAGCCAACACUGGGGUCUCAGCUAUAUUCUGGGAAUGCUAACCCCAAUUAUCAAGCUGGACCACCAGGGGUUGGUUCACUUGGCCCUGUGACAUCUCAUGGGGGUCCACCUCCUGGGCAUAAUGUGCCUCCGGUUGUUGCUCCCACUCCAGCAUCAAGAGGAUUUAUGCCAAUUACAAAUUUGGGAAUGCAUAGACCUGGGAUAGUUCCUGUGCAGCCAUCCAGUCCUGCAAAGUCAGUACCAGCACAACCAGCUGUAACUCGUGCCCCUCCUCCACCUACAGUGCAGACCGUUGAUACGUCCAAUGUACCUGCUCAUCAAAAGCCCGUCAUUGCAACCUUGAUGAGACUUUUCAAGGAGACAUCCGAAGCGUUGGGAGGUUCGUGUGCAAAUCCAGCUCAUCAAAAGCCCGUCAUCGCAACCUUGAUGAGACUUUUCAAGGAGACAUCCGACGCGUUGGGAGGUUCGCGUGCAAAUCCAGGUAGGAAGCGGGAAAUAGAGGACAAUUCAAAGAGAAUAGGCACCUUGUUUGCAAAGCUUAACUGUGGAGACAUAUCAAAAAAUGCUGCUGAGAAGCUAGUUCAGCUCUGCCAAGCUUUGGACAAUGGUGACUUUAGCACUGCAUUCCAAAUCCAGAUACAACUUACCACAAGUGACUGGGAUGAAUGCAACUUCUGGCUAAAUACACUCAAACGAAUGAUCAAGACGAGGCAGAAUGUGAGAUAA
Molecule: messenger RNA, 2178 nt
Organism: Ilex paraguariensis (yerba mate)
Lineage: Eukaryota; Viridiplantae; Streptophyta; Magnoliopsida; Aquifoliales; Aquifoliaceae
Source: the annotation of a GenBank genome assembly